AGUGUACAUGACAUCCUCAGCAUCAAAAUGAAAUAAAUAGUAUUUUCGAGAAGAAAGCUGGUAUUAGGAUUAAAGAUACUAUGUUCGCUGCUCGAAAUUCCGGUAAAAUAUCGGACUGGUUAAGAGAAGAUGUUUGAGAUAAACUUCUUGAGAAAUGGAAUACCCCAGAAUGGCAGGCAAAGAGUUAACAAGCAAAGGCAAACCAUGCCUCUAGUAAAGGUGGCUCGUUGCACACAGGAGGAAAAGGAAAGAGAGCGAGAUAUGAGUCACGCUGAGGUCUUCGAGGAGAUGCAUAAGAAAAUGAAGAAGGAUGGUACAAGAGAAACCGGGUGGAGACGCGUGCGUCAUACAUAUGAAGAUUAUCAUAAAAGGUUGGAAGAAUGGCAACAAACUCAGCAUCUUUCAACUCAACCAACACCUGAUGAAAUGGCUUCGUUGUGGACAGAGGCAGCGGGUGGAGUAAACAAAGGCAGAGUCUACGGACUAGGAGUACGUCGACCUACAGGUCAUCCAAACCCACUCUUAGCCAAUUCUUCAUCUUCUUCUCAAAAUCAAGAAUAAAUGGAUGAUAUGAGGUCGGAAAUUCGUGAUUUGGAGCAACAAUUGGACUCCCAAUACGGAACAUUUGUUAAGAUGCAAAAAUUCAUGAGAAAACAUGGGCAUGAUUUAUCUGAUGAUGAGGAUGAACAAACUGAAUCUGAUGUGCUGUAGUUUAGUUGUGAUGUUUUGGUUGAUUGGUAAACUUGAUUGUGAGAGACAACUUUAUGUAUUGUUUUUAAACUUGAAUGCGGGCUACUAUUUGAAUGUUUUUAUGCCCAAAAUUGUUAGAUUUAAUGGUUGGUAUAAGUUGUGUUAAUGGUUGGCAUUGUUGGUUUAUAUUGUGUUAAUGUAUUGUUGGUU
This is a messenger RNA of Nicotiana attenuata, 900 nucleotides long. RefSeq lists its product as uncharacterized. The record is from RefSeq and is a predicted model, not a curated record. Bases 130 to 561 code for a protein of 143 amino acids. The transcript is spliced from 3 exons. NCBI's taxonomy places the organism in Eukaryota, Viridiplantae, Streptophyta, Magnoliopsida, Solanales, Solanaceae.